Brienomyrus brachyistius is the source of this 4509-nucleotide messenger RNA. RefSeq names its product transcription intermediary factor 1-alpha-like. The record is from RefSeq and is a predicted model, not a curated record. Lineage: Eukaryota; Metazoa; Chordata; Actinopteri; Osteoglossiformes; Mormyridae. Gene Ontology annotation, molecular function: zinc ion binding; protein binding.
UGUUCUUUGUGGACUUGUACAGCUUUUUCCAUAGGGAAACAGUGUAUCCGGUACGUUGCAUCAAAUCAUUCUUUGACAAAAAAGAUAUGCAAAAAAAUGUUCGAAUAAAACAUUCUGUCGUCGAAUUUCAAGCGAACGAUAACGAUAACAGCAGUGCUUUAGUACACCCACGCUUCUGUUUCAUUCUCCGGCAGUAAUGGGCGCAGUUCUCCAGGGACGGCCCGUCUGAAGACGCGAAGCUGUCGUCCCGAUCUAGUUUGUCCCCAACCAGCACCCAUACUGUGGCUAUCGCGGAGCAAUUCGGGGAUCUAAGCGCCGUGCUCGCUACUGUUCGGCACAAGCGGCCUAUAGAUUACUCAUUUGUAAAACCAUGGGUAUAUUUAAAUGCUUACAUGCCACUGGGGGGGUUCACGUUUUUUGGAAGCAUCGGUCAAAUUAGGUGAUUUUUAAAAAAUAGUACAUGAGACGUUCGCUUCGGCAGGUCUUCUCCCCUUCCGCUGCGCAUCACUUUGUUUUGGAUUUACAUGGGAACUCACAGUCGGACGCUUUCCUGCGGCUAGCAGCCCGGAUCGAGCGAUGCUCCGCAAGCUUUGCCCGCCGUGCACUGCACGAUAAAGAGCCGCGUUGACCCUCAGGUGAAAUCGCAGCAGUGGCCAAACCCGGAGCGGCACCGACUGAAAGGGAGGCGGGUAAUUCGGAGUCACUUUGAAUUUUUGAUACAGGUUUUUGCCGUAGAUAGACGUCACGAUCUGGCAGCGCGGCACCCGUGACAUUUGGUUUAUUCACGCCUAUAGUAAAAAAAAAAAGAUGGACGAAAGUGCAGAAAAAGCGGAAUCGGAAGACGCCGUGAUCAUCGUGGAGAACGAAGCGGAGAGCAUUCCGGUGCUGGAGGAGAGCGCAAAGCAGCAGAACCAUGUGAACUUGCUGGAGACCUGCGCCGUGUGCUCGCUCAGUUUCCACAGCCGGGAGCCCAAGCUGCUCCCCUGCCUCCACUCUUUCUGCAAGAAGUGUCUGCCGUCGCCCUCCAGGAGUCUGGUCAUGCCGGAUCAAAGUACGAGCGGUCCGAUACAAGCCGACAACGCGGCGAAUCCGCUCAACGUGAUUCGUUGCCCAGUGUGCCGGCAGGAAUGCAUGGAGGUGGACGUCAUGGAGAACUUCUUCGUGAAGGACUCGAUGGAGGUUCCCAGCAGUACAGUGGAGAGGACCAGUCAGUUGUGCAUGAGCUGCACUGACAAUGCCGAGGCCACGGGCUUCUGCGUGGAGUGCGUGGAGUUCCUCUGCAUCACCUGCAUCGGCGCACACCAAAGGGUGAAGUUCACCAAAGACCACACCAUCCGACAGAAGGAGGAGGUGUCUCCAGAGGCCGUGUGCGUGUCCUCCCAGAAGCCGGUCUUCUGCGACGUGCACAAGCAGGAGCCUCUGAAGCUCUUCUGUGAGACCUGCGAUCGCCUGACCUGUCGCGACUGCCAGCUGCUGAAGCACAAGGAUCACAAUUACCAAUUCCUCGAGGAUGCUUAUAGGAACCACAGGGACUACAUGGAGAAUAUGACUCUUCAGUUGCAGGAGAAGAAGAAGGCCAUCGAGGAGGUCUCCAAUUCCAUUAACAAUGGACUCUUGAAGGUCGAUGAAAACCGAAAGUCUGUUCACAAUGAAAUCAAGAAAUCCAUAUGUACCUUAAUUAUAGAGAUUAAUAGAAAGGGGAAGAUCUUGGUUAAUCAGCUGGAGGCACUGAUGAAGGACCACGAGAGUGGCCUCAGGAAGCAGCAGGAAGAUAUUGGCUUCCUGUCCCGGCACCUCGAUCAUGUGAUCAACUUCACCAAGUGGGCAACCACCAGCCACAGUGGAACAGCCCUUCUGUACUGCAAGCGGCUGAUCCUGUUUCAAAUCCAAAAUCUCCUGCGGGCCAAAUGCAAUACUUCCUUCGUACCUCAAAGCACCGUGCGCUUCCAGUGUCGCUCUGGAUUCUGGGCCUCCAACGUGGAUCUGGGCUCCCUGGUGGUGGAAAGUGCCCCAGGCCGCCAGCAGUCCGGGAUCCAGGGCCUUCCCUACCAGCUGGGCCAACCGGGCCAUAGGCCCGACGGAUCCCCCAACGGCUUCCCCGUGGGGCCCUCGCAGCAAACCCAGCAGCAGCUGGCCACCCACAGCACGCUGGCUCAGCUCCAGAUGCAGGUGGAGAAGCUGGUCCAGCAGCCCAACCGCCAGCCACCGCCGCCCUCUCACUGGACCUGGUACCAGAACAUGCGUCUGCAGCGGCCCCCCCACCGCCGCCACCCCCCUCCCCGGCCCCUGCAGGGCGGCUCCCCGUCCCAAGGCCUGUCCUCCAUGUCUCAGCCGGGCCGUCGUUUCGCCAUCCCUCAUCCGAACCCUCAGAGCCCCACCGCCUCCCUGCAGAACCCAGGCUUCGGCCCUCAGACCCUGCGAGGUCUGGUGAGCAGCUCCAAGCCGAUGGACAUCUUUCCCAGUGUGCCCCGGUACUCCCAGAAUGCACCGCUGUCCAGCGGCAUCCCCCACACUGCCCAGCAUUCCCUGCAGCAGCUGAACAUGAUGGAGUCGGCGUACCUGGCCAAGAAGAACGACGAAAGCGGCUCCUACCCAGUGAUGAGGCCCAACUUCUCGCAAACUUUGCCCGCCUCUCCGCCAUACAGGAAUGCUCAAGGUCGACACAUCUCCCCUCUGCCCACCAACAGCCCCAUGGAGCCGAAGCCGAGCUCUUCGGUUUGGAAGCCACCGGAAGCCCAGGCCAGCGCGUCCCAGAGCUCAGCGCCGAAACGAAGACGCCGCUCGUCCCCCGGCCCCAUUAUCGUGAUCAAGGAUGAGCCCGAGGAUGACGACGAUGUCCAUUUUGUCCAGUCCAGCGUGAGGGCCAGUCUCCCUGACAGCACAGAGGACCGGACCCCAGCACCCACACAGGACCCCCCCGCAGCGGCCGACCCACCUGCCAGGGAGGCCCCAGGGCCUGAGGAGGACCCCAACGAGGACUGGUGUGCCGUGUGCCAGAACGGGGGCGAGUUGCUCUGCUGUGACAAGUGCCCCAAGGUCUUCCACCUCACCUGCCACAUUCCCAAGCUGCUGGGCUCUCCCAGUGGCGAAUGGUUCUGUUCAUUUUGCCGCGACCUGAACUCGCCUGAAAUGGAAUAUGACUGCGACAAAACCGAAGGACCCAAAGCCGUGAAGGAGGAUCCCGAUUCCAAAGAGUUUUCACUCGUGGACAAGCGGAAAUGCGAGCGGCUCUUGCUGCGCCUUUACUGCAACGAGCUGAGCGCCGACUUCCAGGAACCUGUCUCUCCAUCAAUGGUUCCGGAGUAUUAUGAAGUUAUUAAGACUCCCAUGGACCUGUCCAUUGUGAAAAGAAAACUUGAAUCCAAGGAAAAUGAGCAGUAUCAGAGACCGGAUGAGUUUGUGGCGGAUGUGCGGCUUAUCUUCCGGAACUGCGCCCGGUUCAAUGAGGCAGACACAGAAGUGGCCGCCGCUGGCGUGAACCUGGAGAAGUUCUUUGAGGAGCAGCUGAAGGUCCUCUAUCCAGACCAUGCUUUCCCCGAGGUGAAGGCGGAAGAGACCAGGGCGCCGUCUCCGGCUGAGCUCGCGGAAGAGGCCUCCCCGCCCGCCAAGAAGCUGCGACCGGCUUCAGAGUCGCAGGAAAGCUGCAGCCCGGCGGAGACCCCCAAAGGCGAAUGCGAAGACGCGGAGAAAUGAGAACGGGCCCCCCCAUCAAAGCGAGCCAACAACCCCCCACGUGUGUGUGAAAUUUUUUUAUUUCUAUAUUUUUUCAAUCUUGUAAAAAAAAAAAAACAAACCCAGACUCUCCCAGCUAUGGAAAGUGGGGUUUGGUCUCUUAGGGGGGUGAUUUGCACACGCAGCAGAAGCAGGUAAAGAGACAAUGCAGCUUUUUUUUCCUAGAAUCCAGAGUCCAUCCAGAGUUCGGAAGCGGAAGAAUGACGUCGUCAUCAGUGGGCAACUUUGGGGGGGGGGGGGGGGAUGCUCACCCUGCGAUCAGACCGGUCAUGGGGGAGGAGAAGCAACCAGAUCUUGUGAAAAUGGUCAGACCAAGCGAUGAGGGGUCUGAUGUGUUUUCACAGACGCCUCACACAGUCAUUCCCGUCUCCCUGGGGUCUCUGCCCAUUUUGUGUUUAGUCUUUUUUUUCCUUAAUAGAGUGGAUUAUUUUAUAUGGGUAAUUUAUUUGUGCAGAUGUACCACUUGUCGUGUCUGUUCACUGAAGACUUGUUGAAAUGUUCUAUAAUGCUUUGUGUACCGGCUGCGUUUGUUUCCUCCCCCGUUUAGACCCAGAAAAUUACUGGAGAUAAAAGCAUUAAUCCAUUAGCCAAAUUUUCCAGUUCCCCAAAAAUUAACUUGUAAGUUUUUUUUUUAGUACUUUGAGCCUUAACUGCCCUUUGAAGUGUUAAGACAUCUUGUGUAUUUUAAAACGUGUAGUUGCAUGCAAGUUAACUUGCAGCUGUUCACAGGGUAAAAAGAAAAUAAACUCCUGACUCAGAUCUUCAUAAUUAACAGGA